Molecule: messenger RNA, 1129 nt
Organism: Trematosphaeria pertusa
Lineage: Eukaryota; Fungi; Ascomycota; Dothideomycetes; Pleosporales; Trematosphaeriaceae
Exons: 1
Coding region: 254-973 (239 amino acids)
Source: RefSeq, a predicted model, not a curated record
CUAGAUCCUAGAAGAUAUCCGCUUCUGUCAUGCUGGUUAGUAUUCAGAGAUAUCGUGCAUCUCCGACACCCGGUAGCCACCGCUGAUUGGUCAUUCUUGUCAUUUAAGGCCAUCGUUCCCAAUGCGUGGGUUAUCUCCUUUCGGGUAAACCGAAUUCUCAUCCCUCGGUCCACCUAUUCGGCUCUCUACCCUACGGACUCUGAUAUGCCGCGUGGGGGACGCACAGAAGUUCCGCGACUAGAGUUCCGAGGCAAUGUCGCCAUGGUGUGGAAUCGCCUUCCAAAGCAAACGAAACUCGCCGUUCAAAGACACAACGCGAUGCUCAGACUAUGAGCGAGGCGAAUAUUACGAGGCUUACCCGUCACCGACCCCAAAUCCGAGGGGUCUCUUAUAUCGUCGUUCGCAUAUGAAUUUUCCCCAACACCUAGACUGGAAUUCAUGGCUCCUAAGUCAGGAGGCCGAUGUCAGGAUGUGGCGGAAUUUUGAGCAAUCCGCGGAAAGUGGCCCGAUAAUGUUCUGCUCAUGUUCCUAUUCUAUGGUCACUUGCCUGAAUUACCCACACCAACUCAAACCAUUCACGAGCAGCCAGCGUCGCCUAUCCGAGCGAUUCGUACUUCAUACAGCUUCCAAGACGUGUCUUUCUCGAAAUACACUUUACUUCUCCUCUACUUAUCCUAGACCCCCAUAUAUAGACCCUCUUCAUCUCGCAAUCGAUUUCCUACGUCACCCCGAACAAGCUGUUUUAACGCGAACAUUUCUCGCGCCGAUCGUCAAUCGCAAAUCUCUAUCAUCACCUGCGGAAGGCCUAUGGCCAAUGAUAUCCCGCUGCCAAUUGCAAUCAUUGGCAGUGCCUGCGAUCUCCCUGGAGGUGCCUCCAAUCCAUCAAAGCUAUGGGAGCCACUUUGGAACCCGCGAGACUUACUACGGGAGAUUUCGCGCGAGCGAUUCUACUGGAAAGGGUCUACAGGCCUGAUGGGCUUCAUGGUACUAUCAAGACAAAAGAAGGAUACUUCCUCGAAGAGAACAUUCGCGAGUUUGAUCCGCACUUUUUCGGUAUUACUCCGUCGGAGGUAGAGAACAUCGAUCCGCAACAAAUGGCGCCACUUCCUUAACCUGAAGCAGGUGCCAU